Molecule: messenger RNA, 474 nt
Organism: Capronia epimyces CBS 606.96
Lineage: Eukaryota; Fungi; Ascomycota; Eurotiomycetes; Chaetothyriales; Herpotrichiellaceae
Exons: 1
Coding region: 1-474 (157 amino acids)
Cellular component (GO): cytoplasm
Source: RefSeq, a predicted model, not a curated record
AUGUCUCUCACCAACUAUAUAGACCCGGAGAAUGCUCCCAACUAUGAGGACAUGGAGAAGCAGUUUGCAGUGAAAGCCGUUCAGCAUAUGUCGGUGUACUGGUCCAUCCUCGAAAAGCUGCCUGGGUCAAGACUCCGACUCACAAGACUAGACGAUGAUAUUCUAGAACACUUCAAGCGAGAAUUCCCGGACUUUGACCCUGAUAAAGAGAUUGAUGAGGAGCAGAUGAAAAGUAAAGAAGGCAAGGAGAAGUGGCGUAAUUUUGCGCUAGUCUAUGAAAAGGGCGAGAAGAAAAUCGAGGACUACAAUUUCGGCACUAUGCUGAGGAAGAGUCCGAAAACUGAGUAUGGAGAGAAGGAAACGAUCUUUGUCGUUCGAAUGCAGUUCUAUGCAAUUGAAAUCGCCCGGAAUCGUGCCGGUCUUAACGACUGGAUUUAUGAGCACGCUCAGAAGGAGGCCGCCAAUAAGUCUUGA